This is a messenger RNA of Gymnodraco acuticeps, 1469 nucleotides long. It is a transcript of the gene rad51c, whose product is annotated as RAD51 paralog C. Lineage: Eukaryota; Metazoa; Chordata; Actinopteri; Perciformes; Bathydraconidae. Gene Ontology annotation, cellular component: replication fork; Rad51B-Rad51C-Rad51D-XRCC2 complex; Rad51C-XRCC3 complex. Gene Ontology annotation, molecular function: ATP-dependent DNA damage sensor activity; ATP hydrolysis activity; crossover junction DNA endonuclease activity. The transcript has 4 exons. Gene Ontology annotation, biological process: meiotic DNA recombinase assembly; DNA repair; reciprocal meiotic recombination. The record is from RefSeq and is a predicted model, not a curated record. The coding region runs from base 8 to 1399 and encodes 463 amino acids.
GAAAGGCAUGCUGGGAAACGCGAGUGGUGAAGAGCAGAUGAAAAUGCAGAUCUCCAGCUGUUCUCUCAGUCCAGCUGUGAAGAGCCGACUGACAGCAGCUGGGUUCCACUUCCUGUCUGAGCUGCGGGGGCUAAGCCCCUCCCACAUCUGUGCAGAGGCCGGAGUCUCCCAGCAGGAGGCGCUGCAGGUGCUGCAGGCAGUGAGGGGAGGAGCUUCAAGGAGGGGAGGUGCUUCAGGGGGAGGGGGAGUGGGAGGAGCUUCAGUAGGACCUUUCCCCUCCCUCACUGCGCUGCAGCUGCUUCAGGAAGAACAGUCGCAGCGCAGCAUCUUCAGCUUCUGCUCACAGCUGGACGCCACGCUGGGGGGGGGACUUCCUGUCGGGAAGACCACCGAGAUCUGUGGAGCGCCGGGAACCGGGAAGACACAACUGUGUCUGCAGCUGGCGGUGGACGUGCAGGUUCCUGUGUGUUUUGGGGGUCUCGGAGGCCAGGUGGUUGUCGUGGAUACGGAGGGCAGUUUCCUGUUGCAGCGGGUCCAGGACAUCGCCGGCGCCGUGGUGAAACACUGCGCCUUAUUAGUGGAAGACGACGAACAGCGGGUUGCUAUGACGACCUUCAGCGUGGAAACCAUCCUUUCUAACAUCUUCCUGGUAAUGAUCGGCACGGAGGCAAUGAUGUCACUCGGCUUCUCACGUGACUCUGAUCUGUCUAUCUCUCCUCAGGUGCGUUGCCAUGACUACGUGGAGCUGCUGGCCGAGCUGCACCUGCUGCCGGACUUCCUGUCGGAGCACCCGAGGGCCCGCCUCCUGGUGAUUGACAGCGUGGCGUUCCCGUUCCGGCUGCACUUUGACGAGCUGUCGCAGAGGACCCGCCUCCUCAACGGCCUUGCCCAGCAGCUCAUCGCCAUGGCAACCAGCCACAACGUCGCUAUGGUGAUUACCAAUCAGAUGACAACCAGGCUGCGGGGCGGCCAAUCACAGCUCGUCCCCGCCCUCGGGGAGAGCUGGGGCCACGCCCCCACCAUCAGACUCCUCCUACAAUGGGCGGGGACUCAACGACUAGCCACCAUCUUUAAAUCCCCUGGUCACCCCGGAGCCACCGUCCAAUACCAGAUCACCUCCGACGGGUUCAGAGAUGCCGACCAAUCAGAGCAGCCGCCCAGCAAACGACCCCGAACACACACUGUCCAAUCAGCUGCCGGACAGAGAGACAGUAACCAAUCAGCUGUCGGACAGAGAGACAGUAACCAAUCAGCUGCCGGACAGAGAGACAGUAACCAAUCAGCUGCCGGACAGAGAGACAGUAACCAAUCAGCUGCCGGACAGAGAGACAGUAACCAAUCAGCUGCCGGACAGAGACACAGUAACCAAUCAGCUGCCGGACAGAGAGAGUGCAGCUGAUUCAUUGAAACUUGAAACUAACUUCAACAUGUUCAAUUCAGAUUAAAUAAAGGUGUUCAGAUUAAAUAAA